Anguilla rostrata (American eel) is the source of this 7000-nucleotide messenger RNA. RefSeq names its product glypican 5a (gene gpc5a). The transcript has 8 exons. Gene Ontology annotation, cellular component: plasma membrane; extracellular region; cell surface. NCBI's taxonomy places the organism in Eukaryota, Metazoa, Chordata, Actinopteri, Anguilliformes, Anguillidae. Bases 425 to 2131 code for a protein of 568 amino acids. The record is from RefSeq and is a predicted model, not a curated record. Gene Ontology annotation, biological process: regulation of protein localization to membrane; positive regulation of canonical Wnt signaling pathway; cell migration.
GUGGAUGGAAUACGGUAGACUAUUUUCUUGUCCAUUGAGAACGUCACAAAGUUACUGAGCCGGUCGAAAAUGUCCGCACGGUGUCUCUACCGUCAAGUAGGAGUAGCCUACCUACUGACUAAACACGAAUUUCAUUGAGCUGUUCUUUCCGCCCAUUUUUCUUGACGGCUUGUCUUGCCUUCAGGAACGGGGCAAGCAUGACGCCGUGUCAAGUUCUUCGUCAAGCUUAGUUCUUUCUCACCUACAACUGAACUUUCAAACUGAUAGCCUCGGGCCCCGGAGGAAAUUCUUCUCAUUGAUCAUUACGAUAAACAGAUGCGGAGCAUUGGAAGUAUAGCAUAGUUAACUUGCACUGAAGUUGUAGCCUACAAGCCGGGAUAGGUACGGCAGUUGACCGCUGCUUGAGGCGGCUAUUACAUUGGAAAUGGGCACACAAGGGCUCUUCUGCUGUGUGGUGUUCGUUGUUUAUACGGGGUUCAGUUUGGAGAAUCCGACCACCUGCGAUGAAGUUCGAAAAGUUUUUCAUGUGAGGCAGAUUGGACCUGUAAAUUCACUACUGGACCUACCUAGAACAGGGUUGGAUCUUCAGGUGUGCAUGUCCCGGAACCUAACAUGCUGCACCAAGAAGGCUGAGGAGAGGUACCAGCUUGCCGCCCGACGGGACGUCCAGAACCUUCUCCAAACCUCCAGCUCCAGCUUGAAGUUCCUCAUCACACGGAAUGUGGCUACCUUUCAAGAAACCUUUGUGAGCCUAAUCAAGCAGGCGGAGAACUUCACCAACUCGCUGUUCCUGGGAACGUACCGGAAGGCGGCGGGGGAAGCGGCGGGGCCGGUGCGGGAGCUUUUCACCGACGUGGGCCUGUUCGUCCUGGGCUCGGAGCUGGACGUGGACGACCUGGUCCAGCGCUUCUUCGACGGCCUCUUCCCGCCCGUGUACAGCCACCUGGUGGAGCCGGGCCUGACGGGCGUCGCCCCUGACUACGCCGAGUGCGUGCGGGCCGCCCGGCGCCAGCUCCGCCCCUUUGGCGCCGCCCCUCGGCAGCUGGCGGGGCAGAUCCGGGCGUCGGCCUCGCCCGUGCGCGUCUUCCUCCAGGCCCUCAACCUGGCCAUCGAGGUGAUCAACACCACCGACCACCUGCGCUUCCCCAAGGACUGCAAGAGGGCGCUGUUGCGCAUGCAGUACUGCCCCCACUGCCUGGGCCUGACCCGCAGCAAGCCCUGCAUGGGCUACUGCCUCAACGUCAUGCGCGGCUGCCUGGCCGGCAUGGCCGAGGUCGACGCCCCCUGGCGGGAGUUCGUGCGCUCCAUGGAGGAGGUGUCCGAGCGCAUGCGCGGGGCCCAGGACCUGGAGCAGGUGCUGCUGGGAGCUCACGCGCUGGUGGGUGACGCCGUGACCCACGCCCAGAGGACCGCGCCCCGGCUCUCUGCGCAGGUUCAUAAGCUGUGCGGACACCCAAUCAGGAAGCCGACGCAGUCCGUCAACGGGCCCCAGCAGGAGGGAGGAAAGGAGCCCCUCCCUCACAGGACCCCCCUGAGUGACAUGGAGGAGACGCUGUCCAGCCGGAGGAGGGAGUUCAUCAGCAGCCUGCGGCUGUACCGCACGUUCUACGCAGACCUGGCGGGACAGCUGUGCGUGAGCGAGCUGGCCUCGGAGGACGGCCUGUCCUGCUGGAACGGAGAGGACAUCGUCAGGAGCUACACUCGACAGGUUGUCGGGAACGGGGUUCGAGCUCAGCUGGCUAACCCAGAGGUGAAAGUGAAGGAGGCCGACCCAGUGAUCAAUCAGAUCAUGGACAAGCUCAAGCACAUCAAUCAGCUGCUGCAGGGCAAGUCCAUCCCUCAGUACGGGACGCUGGACCGGAUUGAGGCUGGGAGCGGGGCCUCGGACGGACGCUUCAGCGGGGACUGCGACGACGAGGAUGAGGACGGCUGCGGGGGGUCGGGCGGCGGGGAGGUGAAGAAGGUGCUGAAAGUCUCCAAAUGGACCCCGGACGAGGCGGGCGAUCAGCGGAGGUCUCGCGCGCAGACGGAGAACUUUGAGGCGGGCGGCGCGUCUGCGGCGGGAAGCUCGGCGCACAGCGGCCUGUUGACCCUGAGCGCCGUGUGCGCGUUGGCGGUGCUGCGCUGGUAACGUCGGCGGUUCUCCCGGCGCGCCGCGUUCUGGAAUGCCCUUCUACACCAGGGAACGCACGCAAGGUGCCAGAAGCACCGCUGCCGAGGCACGGAAGCCCUGGCGCAACGCCUCUCCAAGUGCCUGUUCUGUCAAGGACCACGGGUGGGAAUAUUAGCAAACUCCUCAGCAUGGAAGCAGAUGAGGCCUCACUCUUACUCUCUCUAUCUCUCUCAUUCACUCUCUCUCUCUCUCUGUCUGUCUCUCACUCACUCUCUUUCUCUAUCUCUUCUCUUCUGUCUCUCACUCACUCUCUCUCUUCUCUCUCACUCACUCACUCUCUCUCUCUCUCUCACUCACUCACUCACUCACUCCCUCUCUCUCACUCACUCACUCACUUUCUCUCUCUUCCUCUCUCCCCCCCUCUCUUUCUCUCUCUCUCUCUCUCCCUCUCUCCAUCACUUCCACUCUGUCAUGGUUUUUCAGUUAUAUUUGAAAUGCUUUAUUGGCAAGUAAUACAGACCAGUAAAUACCGCCAAAGCAUAAAAAUGUGUUUAUCUCAUAAACAACAUCGGGAGUUGUUUCUCUUUCUCUUCGUUUAGGCAUGAAUUUCCACUCAAACACAUUUUCUUCUCUGCUGUUGACAAUACAAGUGUUAAAACAAUCUAAUCUCACUGCCAUGGAAUGCUCCUUUGCCUGAAAAACUUAAACUUUUCAAAUAUAUAUAUUGUUAAUUUAAUUCUCUUACGGUAUCUUACUCUGUGUAAGAUAAAAUCAUAGAAGUGAAAUAAAUAAACAUAAUAUGUUGUCUGCCAGCAUUACUGCUUACAAGAAAGCCAUUUAAGUCAGAGCAUUUAUUUUUCAUCUCUUAGAAUCCCAUAGACAUCACUGUCUUGGACUUGUACUGCAAUGUCGAUUUUGAAAUGUGUUAUUUUUGUGAUGCUAAUUAUGAACUGUAAAUCGUACUGCAGUAUGCGUUUAUUUCCAGUGUUAUAUUGUCUGUUGGCGGGAGGGCAGGCCAAAGGACGCACGUAGCCCUGUUUAUGGAAACACCUCCUCUGUUGCCAUGGAGAUGUACGUGUCUCUGGACAUCAGGAUGUUGUCUAUCGCUAACUUCGGCGUGUCCUUUACCUGAAACUUUCCUAAUGUUUUGGGUCAGUGAAUAAAUGUUCUUUUUUCCAGGCUCCAGAGACACACCAGCUUGUUUCCAGGGGUUUAUUUGUUGUCCUCUAUUGCUGGAUUUUUGCAUAUGCUGGGAAUAUGGUCCUGCCUGGAUACUGGUCUGUGAUUGGUCCUUUCCUCUGGGCUUCUUUGAGUAACCCUUCUGUUUAUUGGCACACCAAGUAGACGUCUCGAAAGAACAAAGGGUUAGAAAAUUAAAGUAUAGCAGCUUUUCUUGUUGUUGGUUCCGAUUCAUGCCACGGUCUUUGCAAAUGUUUAUAUGCUGUGUUUUGUCAAAGACUGUAAAAAUAGUUCUUGUUCGAACGGAAACAUUCUACAGAAGGCUUUGUAGAUGAACCAUUUGAGUACAUUGGCCAACAACAUGGACACCGGUUUCUUUUGGACAGGAGAAGACUGUAAGUAGUCACCCAGGUAUGUCUUCAUUCCCAAUGAGCAGACAACCGUGAAAGGCUUUACGCAAAUGCAAAAAGAUGCGGAAAGGCAUAGCAUUGCUACUCUGUCUGGAUAUUUCAGUCUUAAUCCUUUUAUCCUUAAUCCUUAACGCAUGCCAUCUUAAUCCUUCAGACAGCACCGUCACACAUUGAGUUUACGUUGCAAAUUCAGUUGACUUUUUAAAGUGCUCAGGUGGGAAUGAUUAAGUCAUAGCUGACAUCAUACGUGGGGCUUGCGCUGGUUAGAAGAUGUGCUAGCAAAAAAAAGUGAAACUAAAGGAUGGCUAGAUGGCUGUUUUUUUAGCCAGUAAAAGCAGUAGAUUGUACCACUCUGGGGUAGGUUCAGGUUGCCAAAGUCCUCAUUGUUGCUCCAUUGUGCCCCUGUGUCUAUUGAGACAGAGCCCUGUAUGAGGGGCAUUGGGCUCCAUCAAAAGAUCACACAUCGGCCCCCACCACCCCAGGCCUCGCCAUCCCUGCACAAUUUUUGAGGGCCCUUGUCGGUCAAGGCCUGUGGAAUCUUGCUCACUGCCCCCCAAUGCCCCCCCCCCCCCUGCCCCUUAUGGGCCCCUGAUGAGGGGUAUGGUAUUGUGGGGUACUGGCCUCAAUGGUACCUGCUUUACUUCCCAUUGUUUUGCAUCUGUUUUGUCUGACAAGGAGCUACAGUAGAAUGUGAUACAGAUUAUAUUGAACAGGAUAAACACAACCGACCAUAAAUGUCUUUGUAUUCUGACGUGCUAAAGAUAAGCACUGUUCCAUCUCAACAGCCAGUGUUUUUGGGUAGAACGCUUGUCCGACUGCAGUAGCACGGAGAGAAUGCUGACGCCCAGUUACCGUCGAGUUUAAUUAGCUCGUGAAUUUUGUUCAGCGGCACAAGUGCUCAGUUCAGACUUGACAAGCCCAUUGACGUUGUAUCAUAGUGUGUGGCUCUACAGGAAACUGUCUAAAGAGCAGAUUGAAUAAAUAAUAAACUUGCUGUUUACGCUGUAUAACAGACACAUAAUAAAUUGCAAGUCUUACCAUACAGUUGCAAAAACUGAAUAAUUAACAGCACAGGUAGGCUAUAGUGCAUCUGUAGGAAUAAGAUUUUGCUUUUUCACUUGUAGCUGCUGUUCUUUCGUGACAUAAUAAACACAAAUGUGCAUCACAUGAUGGUUCUCACAUAAAGGUUCAUUUCUUAAAUAGAUAUUAACAUGGAGUGAAAAUCUGAAGCAAUCCUGCUGACUAUAGUGGAAGGAUUUGAGAUGAAUCUGUGCUAAUGGAGGUUUGACUGUCUCUCAGAUGCCUAUCUUACAGACAAAGCUGUCAUUUUUUGUCAAAAUUUUUUCUACUGUAAUAUGAAUCCGGUGUGGUACAGGAAACUGAUGUUUCUCCUGCUGCUGGUCUAACUCAAAUGUCAUGGGAGAACAGCUUAAUCAUUUGAAUAUUUAAGUUCACACUCUCUUUUGCAGUUCCAUUUUUUACAGAACUAAUGGGACUGAUACAGCAUGUAAAAGAUGGUGCAGUUUAAAAUGUCUCUCCAAGCGUUUUCCUGAAAGAAGGCCCAAGAAAACGGGAAGUCUAAUCAGUUCCUUAGCAGUGGCGGCACAGAACAGCAUUUCUGUAAUCAUUUAUACUUCUUACGACUCCUGUGAAUUUUUUUUUAUUUUUUUAAAUGUCCUUGCAGUCUGGAAGUAAAAUCAUGCUUAACUAGUCUACUUUAAGAUUCUCAGUCAGAUACCAUGUUGUUUAUUAAUAACAACAAUCAUAAUCAUAAUCAUAAUAGUAGUGCUUUUCAAGUAUAACAAAGACAGGAUGACACUGUAGAUUAGGUCUUAUCUCCUGUGUAUAAUACUAAUACACACACUGGUGAAUAUAGUGUCAGGAUAUUACUGCUGUAAUUUAUCUGUAGGUGUUGAAUUUCCUGUGAUGCUGAAAGGCAUAAUGAGGCUCUCUCAAUCUUCAGUAGAUGAAGAAAAAUAACACACACACACAGACGCACAGAGACAAGUAUGCGCAUGCACGCACAUACACUCAUAUAUAGGGUUUGUACACACACAAACAACACACAGGCACAGAUAAAAAGAGUAUUUAAUAUGCAUAUAUUGUCUGAUGGAGAUGUGAUUUUUAUAUUCUUUUAGUUUAAGGGAUGCGUCUCUGGUGUGGGAUGUCUCCUGCUUUAGGUACAUGUUUAUGUGCAUUCAUCUUUCUUUCAGAAUCCAACGACAGACAGGGUCAGCUCUUUACACUGAGACAGAUUAUGUAGGAGAUCAUCAUAGAGGGAGCUACAUUGAGAAGUCAUAAAUAGCAACAAGUAAAAGCAGGAGACUUCGAGUCUGGAUCCCUUUCAUAAGUUGGUCUGGACUUUGUCCAGGUGGCUGAGGUUAACUGUGCUGGUGUGCAGCAGUGUUGAGUGUUCUCUGUAGGAUUGAGAGGCCUUUCCAAGACCAGUCCCAGAGCAGUCGACCAUUCAAUCAGUUCAGUACAUUUUCAUACAGUACUCUUCACACCAAAGGGUCUGAUAGUGCUGAACAGAGAAAAAUAAGCAAAAUACUAGCAAGCCAGUUUAAUUGGAUAUAUUUAGAUUAGAUACAAGUGACCAUUCACAAGUGGGUAAUUAUUUAACUCUUCCUUUGUCCGGUGGGAACUAUUCCUUUAUCUGGUGGGAAUUUGAAUCUUUUUAAAAAUUCUGUCAAUUAAUUAGUCUAGUAAAUCCUAUUGUAUCCAAAUGGGUAGGCCACAUGCUUGGUUCCAGGUACCAUCCAUUUUGUCUUCUGCAGCCAACUUUUGAAAAAUGCUUCAAACGCUUUCCAGCCAUACAUCAGCUUGUUUUCAUUUCUAUUGUUGAUAUAAUUGUUAUUAUUUUUAUUUAAGAAAGUGGUAAUAUAUGUGUCAACGGCAUUGUAAAAGCUGGACAUUGAACAACAAUAUUUCUGGGUUUUAUUUAAGGUUUUAAUAAGGUCUGUCUAGCUUAAGCCUUUUUUUUUUUUUUUUUUACUUUUUUUGGGGGAUGUGGGAGGGGGGGCUGUUAAGUUCUUCAGGAGGUAAACACAAAGACAGAAGUUCCAGAACAUACUUUUCCCGAUUAGACUUCUUUAGACUGCGUAUGUUUGCACAUGUUGUUUCAGUUACCUGUAUGGUACUAAUUUUUUUUUUUUUUGGAAAAAAGUGUAUAUUAAACUAAUAUAAAUUCUCUUUUUUAUUCAUAAUUUAUUCACUGAUUAUGGUAUUUGUUCAUUUUUCACUUCUGUUAACUUGUUUGUUUAUUCUAAGUCAAUUUUAAUAAACAGUUACUACACAA